AUGGCAGAUGAGGGGGAAGACCCCGUCUUUGGGGAAGAAAAUGAAGAAAUUGGAGGAGGUGCAGAAGGUGGACAGGAUAAAAGAAAGAGUCUUUUUUCUAAAGAAUUGAGAUGUAUGAUGUAUGGCUUUGGAGAUGACCAGAAUCCUUAUACUGAAUCAGUAGAUAUCCUUGAAGGCCUUGUCGUAGAGUUCAUCACUGAAAUGACUCACAGGGCAAUGGCAAUUGGAAGACAAGAUAGAGUAUAAGUUAAAGAUAUCUUCUUGAUUUGAAAGGACCCAAGGAAGUUUGCUAGAGUUAAAGACUUGCUUACUAUGAAUGAAGAAUUGAAACAAGCUAGAAGAGCAUUUGAUGAAGCAAACUACGGAUCUUGA
Messenger RNA from Lemur catta (Ring-tailed lemur), 372 nucleotides. Its product is annotated as transcription initiation factor TFIID subunit 13-like. Gene Ontology annotation, cellular component: transcription factor TFIID complex. The transcript has a single exon. The record is from RefSeq and is a predicted model, not a curated record. Gene Ontology annotation, molecular function: protein heterodimerization activity. Gene Ontology annotation, biological process: transcription by RNA polymerase II. Lineage: Eukaryota; Metazoa; Chordata; Mammalia; Primates; Lemuridae.